Messenger RNA from Pneumocystis jirovecii RU7, 789 nucleotides. RefSeq lists its product as uncharacterized. Gene Ontology annotation, molecular function: protein binding. The transcript has 3 exons. Gene Ontology annotation, cellular component: nucleolus; nucleoplasm. The coding region runs from base 1 to 789 and encodes 262 amino acids. The record is from RefSeq and is a predicted model, not a curated record. NCBI's taxonomy places the organism in Eukaryota, Fungi, Ascomycota, Pneumocystomycetes, Pneumocystales, Pneumocystaceae.
AUGGAAAUUUUUGAUGAAUUGCUAAUAUCAGUUUAUUACUUUUUGUUAAAAAGUGGUUUUACUAAGACGGCUAAAACUUUUGUUAAAGAAACCGGAAAAAAAGAACUUUUUCUACAAGAAAAAGAAAUAAAAUCAUUAAUUGAAGUAUAUAAUUUGUACAAUAAGAAAAAAAAUGAAGGAAAACAUUUAUUUUCAGAAAAACUUUUUAAAGAAAAAAAAGAAAAAUUACCAAAAAAUGAACAAACGAAAGAAAAUAAUGAAGUUAAAAAAAGGAAAAAAACUCUUUUGGAUCAAGAAAUAUUUAUAAAAAAGUCUAAAAAACAAAAAAAUGAAACAAAAAAAGAAUAUUCAGAAAAUGAAACACAAACAAAAAUAUUAAAUACAAAUUAUUCUGAUAAGGAAAAUGAAAAGGAAAAUGAAAUUGCUUUUGAAAAUAUACCAGAUAUCCAAUUGGACAAAAAAGAAGUAACAGAUAAUUUAGGUUCUAAGAAAGUAUAUAAUGGAAAAAAUUUAGAAGAAAAAAAAGAUGUAAAAGAAAAACCAAAGAAAAAAUCAUCUUUUUCAAGAAUUGAUAUAUCAAAAGUAGAGUUUGCUCAUAAUUCUCUUAAGGACAACAGUUAUGCUAUUGCAUACAAAGGAGAACAAGACGAAUAUGGAACAAAGGCAAAUAGAGAUCUAAUAUUUACUAAAGGAAAAGAAUUUAGAGCAGAAAAGAGUAAAAAAAAAAAAGGAAGUUAUCAUGGUGGAAAAAUUAAUACUAACAUUUCACGAAGUUUUAAAUUUACGUAA